CACUACUGAUGAAGUGCUGUUUUUAAACGUAUGGUAGUGUUAAUCAUAUGAGACAACUGUUAAGGAAAACAAAGUGUGUUACAAAAUUGCAAUAAAAGAUCAAUCCUGGAAGAUUUUACGUAUACUGUUAAGCAAACGUUCAAAGAAUAAGUAUCACAAGCCCAUCCCAAAUGUAACACAGUGAUGUCACGCUUGGCAUGUUUUUGGCCAUUGGCAGUGUGCCUCACGAGAGCUUCUGGAGGCUAUCCGUUAAGAUACGAGUCUAACCGUCUGGAUUCCGCUCCUGCAAGACUUAAAUGCCCGAAAUUAUCAGAGGCCAAGCAAAAUGCUAAGGAGAGAAACAUCUCGAUCCUAUCAGGAGUUUAAUGGUGACGACAGUGAUGGACCACUUGGAUCUUGCCAGAAUAAUGACAUCUCUGAAGUGGAGCAGGAUGAAUCCAGUUGUGAUCCUUUACCAGAUGAGGACAUCGUGGACAACAACCUAAUGUCCAUUGCUUUCAACAAGACUUGCCUUAAGAAUGUUUUCACAGCCAUCCUUGUCCUUAUUUACUUGCUGCUCACUACGGUGGCUGCAUUCUUGGCCUACCAAACCAUUUCUGACUUCAUGGAGAAGCUCAACCAUCCAGUGAUGUCUGUUUCAUACAAAGAGGUUGAGGAGUUUGCUCCACCAGGAAUUGUGCUGUAUCCAGGGAAGGCACAGUUAUUAAGUUGCAUGCAUCAAUAUCAUGACUACAUCCCACCUCCUGUUGCAUCAGACAAAUUAGAGAAGGGAAACUGUAUAAUUGAGGAGGUCAUUUAUUAUGGGCCAUAUUCAAACCAAACGCAAAAGCGAGCAAUGGUGGUCAGAGGUCCGACUGAUGUGAGGAACCGAGAACUUAUAUUCCUGCAAUUCAGCCGGAAUGAAACGGAGGAGGAUUUCAGCGCAAUCAGUUACAUGAUUUUUGCCAAAUUCAGCGAUAUGCUUGAAAGCCCAGAUAAGGCUGCUUUUAUGAUGGACUGUGAAAGGAACUACUCGAUGUGGACCUUCUCUGGAGGGUUUCGAACCUGGGUUAAAAUGUCUUUGGUCAAGACAACAGGGAGAGGGAAUGAAUCAGUGGAAUUUAGGCAAGAGUCCAGUGUUGUGAAGUACAUCGACAAGAGGCCCCCACUGGAGCAAGCCAAUGAACUUUUCUUUGUUGUGUUCCAAUGGCGAGAUCCAUUCAUACAGCAGGUCAAAGAUAUAGUCACAGCAAACGCAUGGAACACCAUAGCCAUUUUAUGUGGCGUCUUCUUGGCUCUAUUUAAAGCAGCAGACUUUGCCAAACUCAGCAUUAAGUGGAUGAUUAAAAUUCGCAAAAGACACUUAAGGGCAAAAAUGAGAGAAAUGAGCCAAAUCGGCUAAUUCUUACUCUGCAUCAUAAAACAACAACACUGAACACUUCAAAUGGAGUUUUUAAUUGCAAAUAUUAAACACUCAGAGUUCUGCCAAACUAAUUGGGAAUAUUAUACUUUCAUAAUAAUGUACUGAUGUUAUAUUUAACUGGAUAAUGGAUUUUAACUUGACAUUAUAAAGUACCUACUGAUAGUACUGUGAAGAGGGGAUGUUGAGGCACAUUUUCUGCAGGUAACAGCACUACAAGGGCAAAGUGUAUUUAUGUGGUUGUGACACUGAAAUAUUAACUAAGCUGGUUGAUUAGCACCCAUUCUCAGUGAGAUUCAGCUUGUGGAAAUGAUGACUAAGGUGGGUGAAACCGGUUAGGAUGUGAGCUGAAAUUAAUAAGGAUUUUGAAGAAGUGGGCCCUCGGUUAUUUUGCCUUAACCAUUUUAGAACGAUCAAUAAUUGCAGAGCACAUGAUGUAGCAAUUUUCUGAAGGUCAGAGGGGAUCUGUUCUGACUGCUGCUUUCUUUAAAAUUUUGCUGUCAGUGUGAAUGUGAUAUAUUUUUAUUAAUAUGAGAAAUGCUGUUUUAACCUAUACAAAUUGUAUGCAAUAAUUUCAUUGAUUGGAAACAUUAUGUAAACAUGUUAUUAUUUUACCAUUCUGGACAGGGUGGUUUCUGAGCAUAUGGGGGCCCCUAAGUGAAUUUAUUCCUAACACAAAAUUAUCAAUAAAUUACCAAUAAAUAACAAGACAAAUUAACCAUAAAUAACUAUAAAUAGCCAUAUUAAAAAAAUUAAAUAAAUCAAAAUGACCAUGCUUUGCUGGGCCUCCUAGUGGCUCGGUGGCAUUAAGCGGCUGCUUAUAACUAAAAACGGCCCUGCUGAUGGAUCUACUCUUACAAAAGGAUAUUGAAUUUGUAUUUCGAUUAUUUUUAUGCCCAUGUCUAUGGUGCUGUAUUCAUUUCUAAUAACGAAACAAACAAAAGUAUAAUUCACCCAAAAAUGUUCCAAACCCAUAUGACUUUCUAUCUUCCGUGGAAUGCAAAUGGAGAUUUUAGACAGAAUGUAGGGACUGACCAGCUCCGUCACCAUUCACUUUCAUUGCAUCCUUUUUCCUAAUGUGUGAAAUUGGUGACUGAGGCUGUCAUUCUGCCUAAUGUCUCUGUUUGUGUUCUACAGAAAAAGUCAUAUGCAUUUGGAACAGUAUGAGGCUGACUAAGUUAUGACAGUUUUCAUUCCUGGGUGAAAUUUCCCUUUAAUGUUUGUGUCCAUGUUUGUUUAAUGUAAUGUUUGUUUGUGUUCAAAUGACAUGCGCUGGCCGUUUUAUAUAUAUAUAUAUAUAUAUAUAUAUAUAUAUAUAU
Myxocyprinus asiaticus (Chinese sucker) is the source of this 2718-nucleotide messenger RNA. RefSeq names its product proton-activated chloride channel. The record is from RefSeq and is a predicted model, not a curated record. NCBI's taxonomy places the organism in Eukaryota, Metazoa, Chordata, Actinopteri, Cypriniformes, Catostomidae. Bases 326 to 1381 code for a protein of 351 amino acids. The transcript has 8 exons.